Messenger RNA from Schizosaccharomyces cryophilus OY26, 1631 nucleotides. RefSeq names its product nucleotide pyrophosphatase. Gene Ontology annotation, molecular function: nucleoside triphosphate diphosphatase activity; ribonucleoside triphosphate phosphatase activity. Lineage: Eukaryota; Fungi; Ascomycota; Schizosaccharomycetes; Schizosaccharomycetales; Schizosaccharomycetaceae. The record is from RefSeq and is a predicted model, not a curated record. Gene Ontology annotation, biological process: nucleoside triphosphate metabolic process. Bases 33 to 1505 code for a protein of 490 amino acids. The transcript has a single exon.
GCGCCAAACAUCUGGAGAAGUCGAUUUCGAAAAUGCCUGGCGGCUUGUUCAAUUUACGAAAACGAAAUGAAGUAAACAACGUAGAAUAUCUUAAAGAACCAUCAUCUCGGUCAUUGAUUCUGAAGCGCUAUAUGCUAGCUGUUGCAGUGUUCUUCAUUGUUGCAAUUGGUGUUUAUAGAGCGGCCGUUUCUUCUAAAUCAGAUAAUCUUUUGUAUCCAAAUAAAGGAAUUCGCCUCAGCAAUGGAACAAACACAUUCCUUCCUACUGUAAUCAUGAUUUCUUUGGAUGGUUUUCGAGCAGACUAUAUGUAUCGAGGCCACACACCCAAUUUGUUGCAGUUGGCUGAAAAGAAUGCUCAUGCACCAUUCAUGGUUCCAGUUUUUCCUAGUAUAACGUUCCCUAAUCACUACUCUCUUGCGACUGGAGUUUACCCGGAAAAUCAUGGAAUGGUGAGUAACAACUUUUACGACCCUAUUAGUGGAAAAUAUUUUGUAAAUACUCGUCCAGAAUGCAAUCAAGAUCCAUCUUGGUGGACGCAGGCAGAACCAAUUUGGAUCAAUGCUGAACGUCAUUCAAUUCGUUCAGCUAUCCAUAUGUGGCCGGGGAAUGAAGUUGCUCAUGAUGGAAUACGGCCCUCGUAUUACACAUCCUUCAAUGCUAGUGUAACCCUUAAAGAAAAAAAGGAUGAACUACUUCAUUGGCUUGAUCAUGCAGACGAUACUCGACCUCAAUUACUUAUGUGUUAUGUGCCUCACGUUGAUUCGGUUGGCCAUACCUUUGGUCCUGAUUCAUCACAACUUGAUUUGAUGCUGAGAGAAGUUGACCAGAUGAUUGGUAGGUUGCUUGAAGGUAUCAGGCAGAGAAACUUGCAAGACAUUGUAAACGUUAUAUUUGUAAGCGAUCACGGUAUGGCUCCUACGUCAAACAAUCGUUUGCUUUGGUUGGAUGAUCUACUGAAUGUAUCGAAAAUUGAAUUCCGAGACGGUUGGCCCUUGGCUGGUUUCCGAGGUGAAACUGGAUCGGACGAGACGUAUAUUGCUGAUAGUCUGAGGAAUGCAACCUCAGAAUCACUUCCGGGGACGGAGUAUUGGCGAUCUUUAACCAAAGAAGAAUUUCCUGAAAAAUUGCAUUAUUCAAAAAAUGAUAGAAUAGCUCCUGUUUGGAUGAUACCAAAUCCAGGUUGGUCAAUCGUCUCUUCGUUAGACCAUUCUCCAGAUGUUGAAUAUGAACCAUAUGGUGUUCAUGGUUACGAUAAUACUUCUCCUCUGAUGAGAGCUAUAUUUACAGCAUUCGGUCCUGCCUUUGAACCCUUUAAGUCGAAGCAAAUAAUCCCCUUCCGUAAUAUUGAAGUUUACGAUAUAAUUUCUUAUAUACUAAAUAUGCCGGCAAAUCCCACUAAUAGUUCAUUUCAUGGUGCCAUACCCACCAAAAGAACCUCAAAUUCUACAAAGGAAUGGUUACUUCAUGACAUUAAACAGGCGUAUAAUGAGCUUGAGGCUCGCUAAGUGCCCAAACGAAUCAUAAUCUCUCUAUUAUUAUUUUACUUUUUCACCUUCUUUAACGAUUCAGAAUAGUAUCCUAAUCAGAAAUAGCAUUCUAUAAUUUCGCAUUUAGCCUUUCAUCAUUCAUCC